UCCACCACCAUCUCCAGCAGCCAUCAUGUCCCUCCAAGACCGCUUCGCAUCUCAGGAUCCCCUCUCGCUCCUUUCAGGUGCAACCACUCUGUCCCUCAUCACUGCUGCGUCUCAAGCUUCCUUGGCAUACAACCUCCCGGUCGUCCUUUUUGGGGUAUUAAGCUAUGAGAUGAAGAAUAGCAAUGCUCCCUUCAGACAGUUUCUAAUCCUCAUACCCCUCACUUUUAUCCUUGAUCUUUACGCCAUACUGUUCCGUAGUCUGUCUAUCCUCCCAUGGAUUGUUACUCUCUUGCUGGCACUGUUGAAGGCGCCCUUGUUUUUCAGCUGUUUGGCUCAGUUGAGAGAGCGCGGUGGAGAGCUCAGCCUUGAAGGAUGGACAGGAAUCGGUGGAUUUAACCGUCUGGGAGGACAGAAUUCCUGGGGGAUGCCUGCGAGUAUGCCAGGCGACUUUGGCGACAAUCAGCCUAGCGCUGCCCCUGCGCAGCAGACUUUCCCAUCGUCAGGUGGUUUCCGUCUUGGAGGAGACGAAGAACAAGGUCAAGGCCAUCCGACUGGUGCUCCAGGAAGGAAUGGCUACCAGACGAUUGGAUAAGAAACAGUCCACCCGCCGCUUAUAGAAUAAGAAAGUAGUGCGGCGGUCCCAUCCAAGAGUCUAUAUUGUACAAUACAAUGCAUCUACAUGUGGAACCUUCUGACUACUUUCUUAUAUCCCUCUUUUCCUUUCCAAUGCGCCGUUGACAUCUAGAACCUCUGCCAUCGACUGACUUCCUCCCAUAAAUUCGUCGGCGUCAAGGCUUUCAUCCCGACCUUGAAGUAUCUCGAGGG
This is a messenger RNA of Cryptococcus deneoformans JEC21, 825 nucleotides long. RefSeq names its product expressed protein. Lineage: Eukaryota; Fungi; Basidiomycota; Tremellomycetes; Tremellales; Cryptococcaceae. The record is from RefSeq and is a predicted model, not a curated record. The transcript has 4 exons. Bases 26 to 592 code for a protein of 188 amino acids.